AUGUGCAGUUCCACUUGUGCAGGUCUAGCUUGUGGUUGCCUAACACCAUUUCCAGGCUGCCUAUUCUAUAGAGUUGCGCAAGUGCCGAAGAAUGAGGCAAUAUACCACAUAUUCAAGUGCGCCUCGUGGAAUCCUGAAAUCCACAUUUUGCUCGAAACAACCCUCACUGGAACCACAACGAGCAAUCCUCUUGCAGCUCCACCCAUACAUGGAUGGGACGUCAAGGUAACAUCACUGCAACAUAUCAUACAUGCCGCUCUAAGUAAGCGCUUCGCAGAAUCCGCAGCGGGAUUCAAAAUGCUAGGCGAUGCAUUCAAAAUCGCCGUCGAAUGUCCAGAUGAGAACACUGCUAGAAAACACUUCGCCAAUUGUUCAAAUGAGGUGGUUUGCUCGUGUAGUCACACAAUGGCGGCCGCACAAUGCGUCUGCCCUCAAAACAGUUUUCAGGAACCGCAGAACUCCACCACCAACUUGCCAGCCAUAGAGCCUCACCUAAACAUUACUGCUUCGGAAACAGUGAUGAUUGACACAGACGAUACCGAGGGUGCUACGACUGCUCGGAAGGAGCAAAAGCCACAGUGUACUGUCGCUCGGAUUCAUCCAGCGAAUAACACUGGAAUGCACAGACCAAACAUUCCUCAUCAACUGCUCAAAGCAGACACGGCAACAGACAUUAGUCCUUUUCUUGGCACGAUAACUAAGCACUGGAAAACAACUGCAGCAGUUAUCGGCGGUCUUGCAGUAAUCGGUCUACUCAUAUACGUCUUCGGACCCUCUAUAAUAAUCGCCAUAAUCCGUAUACUCACCAAUAUCAUCCUUGCACUCCCACGGUCCCUCUUGGAGUGCACCACUAAGACUAAAAACAAGAUAUUCCAUCUCGAGAAUAAGAUCGACACUAUUCUCACCAAUACUACUCCUCGUCAUCCAUGUAUUUUCUGUGAAGGUGACAAUGAAGACGGUCACCGCUCUUCUGCUUGCUCUGUAUUCCCUGAUCCAAUUGCUAGAUCGUUUCGUCUACGAGAUCUCAAUAGAUGCAUCUCGUGCCUUGCUCCCGCUCAUGGCCAAUGCUCGAACAAAUGUCGUGGUUGCGGAGGAACUCAUCAUGCUAUUCUCUGCACCGAGCGGUCAAAGCAAGGGCCGCCGCAGAAGCGACAAAGGCUCGAACACUAA
Molecule: messenger RNA, 1170 nt
Organism: Ostertagia ostertagi
Lineage: Eukaryota; Metazoa; Nematoda; Chromadorea; Rhabditida; Trichostrongylidae
Source: the annotation of a GenBank genome assembly